AUGUGGCAGCAAAAAUCUGAUAAGGAGAAAGGAGAAACUAGUCAAGUGAACAGGAUAGGUGAGGAAGGAAAACCAGGAAAAUAUGAGGUUUAUGUGAUGCCAAGUGAGGUUACACCUAGCAGAACUGAAAGUCUUGUGAAGUCAACUGAAACUAACGAAGAAGAUAGGAUUUGGACAGUAGUGCUGAAAGGUAAUAAAGAUACAGUUUCUUUCUUUCUCUCUCUUCAAUUGCGGAACCCAAACACCACGACGGAGCCUCCGACCCGAAUCGGACGAGUUGAGUCCAGCUCCGACCACGUUCACGUGCUUCCUCUUCAAUCGCAUUUCGCUCCCAUUUUCUUCUUCUCAUUUUCGCUUUCCACACCGAAUCUGUUUGGGAUUUUAGGGUUCUGA
This is a messenger RNA of Vicia faba (fava bean), 393 nucleotides long. The record is from the annotation of a GenBank genome assembly. Lineage: Eukaryota; Viridiplantae; Streptophyta; Magnoliopsida; Fabales; Fabaceae.